UUGUUUAGCACUGAGGUGCCAGGUAUGGCUGACAGCAGCAGCUCAGAAAGCACAGUGAAAUGCCCUGUUUGUGCCCAGGAGAUGCCAACAGCGGCCAUCAACAGCCAUCUUGACGGUUGCCUGGACAUGAAGCCAAGCGGGGCGAUCCCUAAGAAAAGGCGUCUCUCCUCAAACGAGGGCACAGAGGGGGCCGAUACCUAUGGGAAGAUCCUUGGCUCAGCAACGCCCAGUUUUUCAGUGUUCCAGAAACAUAUGACCGCUGAACGCUUACAUGAGGAGACCCCAUCUAAGUCCCCCUUUUUUCCCAUUACAUCCCCUAAGAGGACUGACAUGAAUCAUAAAUGGAAAGAUAUCAAUGCAGGAUCCAGUUCUGAGGCUAUAAAGAGAGAACAGCAAAUGGCGCACCAGAGCCAGCACAUACAAGACCACCCAAAAGAGAAGACUAUGGCGGAGAAACUGGAUGGCAAACCACUAGCGGACAAAUUGAGACCUUGCAAACUGCAAGAUUACAUGGGUCAAGAUAAGAUUCUAGGAGAAGACGCCAUGCUCCGAAAACUGUUACAAGCCAAUGACAUUCCCUCUGCCAUCUUGUGGGGGCCUCCUGGCUGUGGCAAGACAACGUUGGCUCACAUAAUUGCCAAAAAUACCAACAAAAACAAUACGCGCUUUGUAACUCUGUCUGCCACAAGUACUUCCACCAAUGAGGUACGAGAGGUCAUCAAACAUGCCCAAAAUGAGCUGAAACUCUUCAAAAGGAAAACCAUCCUCUUUGUGGAUGAGAUUCAUCGUUUUAAUAAGCUACAACAGGACACUUUUCUACCACACGUAGAGUGUGGGACAAUCACUCUAAUCGGAGCAACAACGGAGAACCCUUCGUUCCAGGUGAACAAUGCGUUAUUAAGCCGCUGCAGGGUUAUCGUUUUGGAGAAGCUUUCUGUGAAUGCGAUGGAGGCUAUCUUGAAGCGAGCUGUAGAUUCCCUGGGAAUCCAAGUUCUAAGAGAGGAUGAGCAGGCUGAGUGCAGUAUCAGCGAUGCUUCAGAAUCUGAAAUGUUUAUAGAGGAUAAAGCUCUAACAACUUUAGCACAUCUCUGUGAUGGUGAUGCCAGAACUGGUCUGAAUGGGCUGCAGCUUUCAGUUCAAGCUAGACUUGCAGCAGGAGACGAUCCACAGAAGCAAAGAAUGAUUAUAAAGGAGGAGCACAUUAAGGAGGGCUUACAACGCUCCCAUAUUCUCUAUGACCGAGCUGGAGAAGAACACUACAACUGUAUAUCAGCAUUACACAAGUCUAUGCGAGGAUCUGAUCAGAAUGCCUCUUUGUAUUGGCUCGGUCGAAUGCUUGAAGGUGGUGAAGACCCCCUUUAUGUGGCUAGACGACUUGUAAGAUUUGCAAGUGAAGAUAUAGGUUUAGCUGAUCCCUUGGCUUUAACUCAAGCAGUGUCAGCUUAUCAAGCCUCCCAUUUUAUUGGAAUGCCGGAAUGCGACGUCAUAUUGGCUCAGUGUGUUAUGUAUUUAGCCCGAGCACCUAAAUCAGUUGCUGCUUAUAGUGCAUACAAUAAAGUGAAGGAGUGCUUGAAGAACCAUAAGGGGCCACUUCCACCAGUUCCACUCCAUCUGCGGAAUGCUCCCACUAAACUGAUGAAGAAUUUGGGUUAUGCUAAAGGCUAUAAGUAUAAUCCUCUCUUUAAGGAACCAGUAGAGCAAGAUUACUUUCCUCCAGAACUAAAGGGGAUCAAAUUUGUUUGAUCUAGAUAUCUCUGCUUUAAAUAUGUUCUGUGAACAUAUUGUGAUGUAAAUAUAAUUUCUCAAAUCUGCAGUUAUUGCUGUCUGUGCGCUUUCAA
Messenger RNA from Nanorana parkeri, 1838 nucleotides. It is a transcript of the gene WRNIP1, whose product is annotated as Werner helicase interacting protein 1. Lineage: Eukaryota; Metazoa; Chordata; Amphibia; Anura; Dicroglossidae. Gene Ontology annotation, biological process: regulation of DNA repair; DNA-templated DNA replication; DNA repair. Gene Ontology annotation, molecular function: DNA binding; ATP binding; enzyme activator activity. The transcript has 7 exons. The coding region runs from base 25 to 1743 and encodes 572 amino acids. Gene Ontology annotation, cellular component: nucleus. The record is from RefSeq and is a predicted model, not a curated record.